AUGACGCCAAGAAGCAAGAAGCCCUCGGCCGGCGAAAUCUACGUCGCCAUGCCACCCACCGAGGUCCCUGAGGUCCCCGAGGUCCCCGCCGAGCCUGAGGAGCCCGUCGAGGAGGAGCCCGAGGAGCCCGAGGAGCCCGCGCUCCCCCUUGAGCUCCCCGCGCCCGGCCCCAACCCCUUCGAGGGCAAGACCCUCUUCGCCAACCCCGAGUGGUCCCAGAAGCUCGAGCAGACCUACGACGCUUUCGUCGAGGCCGGAGAUGAGAAGAACGCCGCCAGGGUCCGCGUCAUCCAGGAUAUUGGUACCUUUGUCUGGGUCUCCAACAUUGCCAGCUUGAAGAACAUCGAUGCCGCCAUCGAGUCGGCCCGCGCCGUCAAGGAGGAGACUGGCGAGGACGUCAUCGUCGGUCUCGUUCUCUACAACCUCCCCGACCGUGACUGCUCCGCUGGAGAGUCCGCGGGUGAGUUGAAGAGCGAGGAAGACGGUCUUCAAAGGUACAAGGACGAGUACAUCAAGCCCUACGCUGAGAAGGUCAGCGCGGCGGACGACCUCACCUUUGCCAUCGUCCUCGAGCCCGAUUCGCUCGCCAACGCCAUCACCAACACCGGCAUUCCCUUCUGCGAGCAGGCUAUCCCCAUCUACGAGGAGGGUAUCGCCCACGCCAUCUCCCAGCUUCAGUUCGACAACGUCCACCUGUACCUCGAUGCCGCCCACGGUGGCUGGCUUGGCUGGGACGACAACCUCGAGCCGACCGCCAAGCAGUUCGCCAAGGUCGUUCGUCUCGCCGGUGAAGGUACCCAGCGCAUCCGAGGCUUUGCCACCAACGUCUCCAACUACAACCCCUACAACGCCACCGUGCGCGAGAACUACACUGAGUGGUCCAACUCCUGGGACGAGAACCACUACACCCAGUCCCUCGCUGCCUUCCUCGAGAUCGAGGGUCUCCCUACCAGCUUCAUCGUUGACCAGGGCCGUGUCCAUCUCCCUGGUGCCCGCGAAGAGUGGGGUGAGUGGUGCAAUGUCGCCCCUGCCGGUUUCGGUGGCGCUCCCGGAUCGUCGACUUUCGGCAACGAGUUUGUUGACUCUUUGGUCUGGAUCAAGCCCGGUGGCGAGUCUGACGGCGAGUGCGGAAUGGAGGGCGCUACCCGCGCUGGUGUCUGGUUUGACGAGUACACUCAGAUGCUCGUAAGGAACGCCAACAAGGAGCUCUUCCCCGAUGAGCCCGAGGAGGAGGUCCCUGAGGAGGAGACCCCGAGGAGGAAGCCCCCGAGGAGGAGGCCCCUGAAGAGGAGGCCCCUGAAGAGGAGGCCCCGAAGAGGAGGCUCCCGAGGAGGAGGCUCCCGCGGAUGA
Messenger RNA from Parascedosporium putredinis, 1350 nucleotides. NCBI's taxonomy places the organism in Eukaryota, Fungi, Ascomycota, Sordariomycetes, Microascales, Microascaceae. The record is from the annotation of a GenBank genome assembly.